This is a messenger RNA of Diuraphis noxia (Russian wheat aphid), 1161 nucleotides long. RefSeq lists its product as uncharacterized. Lineage: Eukaryota; Metazoa; Arthropoda; Insecta; Hemiptera; Aphididae. The record is from RefSeq and is a predicted model, not a curated record.
AUGGCUUUUAGCAUUCUAGAGAGUGAUCGAAUAGACCGUUACGAGUUUGAAAUUUUUAUUGGUCAAGUUAAUUUUACGGGAUUGCAAGACAACCCAGAGAACUGCAAUGCAAAUAAAAAAAAAGUUUUAGACGAAUCGAAAUUAAAACAAGAAAAAGUAUCAAAUUCAGUGUAUACUAUAAAGGCRUUGUUGGAUAACAUAUUACAAUUGAACAUAUCCAAUURCGACGAGAUUGAGGAAGAUCCUGAAGAUCAAUGCUUAACUUAUUAUGAUCAUUUUGAAUUAAAUGAGUCGCUUACUAAUAUUGUUAAACAACUUACCGAACGAUAUUCCGUUAAUGAAAAACCCAGCUGUAGUGCGAAAAAUAUUUGUUUCGACAUCACGUACAAAGAAAGUGAAAAAGUGACUAAUACCACGAAGUCCACGAUAAAUAGAGGUGUGAUCUGUAUUUUUGCCUGUGUACCUAGGACAUUAGUUACAAUUUUACAAAACAAACCUUUGGAAUUAAUAAUCUGUGACGACCAACAAGAGGGUCAAAUAAACUUAGGCAUUGUAUCCAUCAUGCUCAGCAGUUCGAUGGGGUUUACUAGUGCAAUAGGUAUCCAUUUUUAUGAAAAAGGUUACGAUCCAUAUUCACAUACUGUCGAAAACGUAUACGAAGUUAAAAAUAUGAAUGGUAGUCGAACCAUUGGAGAUAUGUUUGUGCGUUUGAAGCUAACAUGUCACGGACCCGAAACAAUGCAAGUCAAUCAAAUUGUAUUAAAAUCAAACCAACCGGAACUGCAACCUAUAUUCAACGAUAGCGAUUCAUUUGAUUUUCAUUUUGAUAAACAUAUCAUCCAAUCUCCACCAACGAUGAUGUAUGGCAGUAUAAACAAAUGCUUGGGAAAUAUACAAGUAUUAAACCCUGAAAUAAAAGAGCUUCUCGAUUGCCAAUGGAACCAAGAAGUAAAAGAAAAUAAACCAUGUAUUUGUCCUUGUAAAGGAUUAAUUGGAAAUGUAAAAAACAUUUUGUUUGACGAUUCAAAACAAUUUAACGCCUUGGUGUGUAAGUCAAACUUAGAAGUAAACCAAGUCUGUAGCAGUGUUAAAACUUGUGGCUCAGCGAAUUAUGACAAAAUACCAAAUUGCAAUGAUUGUAUGGAAAAGAAAUCAAGAUAA